Molecule: messenger RNA, 450 nt
Organism: Lobosporangium transversale
Lineage: Eukaryota; Fungi; Mortierellomycota; Mortierellomycetes; Mortierellales; Mortierellaceae
Exons: 2
Coding region: 1-450 (149 amino acids)
Source: RefSeq, a predicted model, not a curated record
AUGGUCGAAGCCUCCUUAUGUUCUAGUUCUGCUUGUGGCAAUGUCAUCGAUGCACACUUGACAGUCCAGAAAACUACUCUGACAAGGAUUGCUGUUGAAAGCCAGAGCGUACCCAAGUCCCUUCAAUUGCCCAACAGUUCUACUGGCUCCAAGCGACCAUUGUACGAGUUGUUUUACCAAUGUGGUGGAUUGAAAUUUUUUCAGUUUCUAGGGGCUGAAAUCUCAGUGGACAAUGCUUUAGACCUAUACAGGAGUUGGAAGCUUGAUACAGAAGAGGAGCAGGAUAUUGUCGAGACGGUGGAUAUUUUGAGUUUAAGUCUGAUAAAUGCCUCUUCUAGUGACUCAUCAUUGGCGACAACUCUUUUAGAAAGCGUUGUAUAUCCAACAGUACGCGCAGUUGAUGAUGCUCUCUGUCAACCACUAGGACAAUCAUAUGCGUCCUUCCCAUAA